Penicillium diatomitis is the source of this 192-nucleotide messenger RNA. RefSeq lists its product as uncharacterized. NCBI's taxonomy places the organism in Eukaryota, Fungi, Ascomycota, Eurotiomycetes, Eurotiales, Aspergillaceae. The coding region runs from base 1 to 192 and encodes 63 amino acids. The record is from RefSeq and is a predicted model, not a curated record. The transcript has 2 exons.
AUGCGUGCCAACCCAACCUACUGGAACUUCAAAGCGACGAGGUCGACAUGUGAGCGUCCCGGCUCGGCGGAGCAGACGAGCAUUCUUGUGUCGAUCCGUGUCUCGCCCCAAGCUGCAAGCUCAAGGACCGUUGCUCGGUCUGCCAGUGAAAGGGCAUCGUGGGGCGCCCCCGAUUCGGAAGCUUCGCAUUGA